UCAUCCCGAAAUCCCCACCCCAUCCAUCCAUACCCUAGCCGCCAGUCUUCUCGUAUCUCUCAUCGGCGGCUGUGGUGUCCCCUCCCCUCCUCUCCUCCCCGCAAGAUCCGGUGUGCCGGCGUGCCAGCGCCUCCACCCGUCUGACGGUGACGGCCUGACGGGCGAUGCGCUGGGCGGGCCUCCGUCGGCACGAGUUCCUCUCAGCAGGGCGGCCCUAGCAGCUCGCGGCCCCACCAUCUGGCAGGUAGCCGCCGGCGGAGCAGCUGUGCCUUCUCCUUUGACGGGCAACACGCCCACACGGCAACAAGGCCCGCUCCUUCAGCACCGCGACCCAUCUCCUCCCUUCGCUCCCCCAGCGCCCGCCGCUCUCCACGCGGUCGGCCCGUGCGCCGCCCUCCACGCUCCCCUGCCCAGCUGCAGCUCGAGUCCGGCUGGUGCGGCAGCACCCUCCCUUCCCACGACUUCUCUGUUCUUUCUCUCGGCCUCGGUCUUCCUUUCCUAGCGGCGACGACAGGGCGAGUUGCGCUGCCCGUUGUUCGUCGAGCGACGGGCGCUUCGCCGGCGACGAACAUCCGACAGGGUUAUUGCCUAUUCCCCUCCCUUCCCAUGUCCUAUUCUACAAAGUUCAUUAUGUCUGGAGAACGGGAGCUGCAUGGCAUAGGCACCGUCACUUCAUCAUCUCAACCUUUUUGACUCGUUGUUUGGUGGGGAGGAUGUGGUCGUCCAGUACCAUGUUGAUGUUUUGGCGUGCAACCAUGCGACACCUAGUAAUUACAGUCGAUAUCAUCAUGCUGAGCAUUUUGUGGUAGACGGCAAGAUCAUAUCUUUGGGUUCCAGCAUAUACCUACUCCCCACAAGGUUGCUCUAGAAAAUAUGUCGACACAUGCCUCUAAUCGGUCGUACAGAUAUCCGGACAAUACCCAAAUACCAUACUACAAUGGCAAUCUAGUGCCAGUUGGGGGCAAUGGUACUUACUAUAUGCCACAAAAUCAUGAUGAUGGUCACUACAUUUCCUCUGAUGACGGAUUGCAGACCAGUAAUUCUAGAGCUAAAGGUUUUCAAACACAGUACUGCACCCUAGACUCGUCCUCAGCCAACUGUGUUUAUCCUGCACAUAGCUCUACCUCUUCUCAGAGUCAAAGUGGGAGUCCCCUGUCUCAGCAGGAGAGCCACUCAGAUCAUGCAUAUGGUUCCUCUCCAAGUGCGUCAUGUGUUACUCAGGUUCCCAGUUGGACACUUAAGGAUCUAGAAAAUGUGAUGCUCGGACCUGAUUCUGACAUAGGCAGCCCUGACAGCUCCUUACUCUCUGGCACUGCUUUGCAUGAAAACAACUGGAGAGAACUUUUGGGAAUUAAAACCGGGGAUUUGAGGCAGGUAAUUAUAGCAUGUGGUAAGGCUGUUGAUGAGAAUGCUUGCUAUAUGGACGCACUAAUGUCUGAGUUAAGGCAGAUGGUUUCUGUGUCUGGUGAACCGAUGCAACGUCUGGGAGCUUAUAUGUUGGAAGGUCUCAUUGCGAGGCUUUCUUUCACUGGACAUGCCCUAUAUAAAUCUCUGAAGUGCAAAGAGCCUGUGGCUACGAGUUCUGAGCUCAUGUCCUAUAUGCAUCUUCUUUACGACAUCUGUCCAUUCUUUAAGUUUGGUUACAUGUCUGCCAAUGGUGCCAUAGCUGAUGCUGUUAAGGGUGAAAACUUUAUUCACAUCAUCGAUUUCCAAAUCGCUCAGGGGAGUCAGUGGAUGACUAUGAUUCAGGCCCUUGCUUCAAGGCCUGGGAGACGACCAUACCUAAGAAUCACUGGCAUAGAUGACUCAAAUUCUGCUCAUGCCCGAGGUGGUGGACUGGAUAUAGUUGGACAGAGGUUGCACAGCAUUGCCCAGAAAUGUGGUCUGCCCUUUGAGUUCAAUCCUGUUCCAGCAGCUAGUCAUGAAGUUAUGUAUGAACAUCUUUGUGUAAGACCUGGGGAGGCAAUUGUUGUCAAUUUUGCUUAUCAGCUGCAUCAUACACCUGAUGAGAGUGUGGGCAUAGAAAACCAUCGUGAUAGGAUAUUGAGAAUGGUCAAGAGCCUCUCUCCAAGGGUGGUGACUCUUGUAGAGCAGGAGGCAAAUACGAACACGGCACCUUUCUUUCUUAGAUACCUGGAGACGCUUGAUUAUUAUACAGCAAUGUUUGAGGCGAUAGAUGUUGCUCGCCCCAGAGAUGAUAAGAAGCGCAUUAGCGCUGAGCAGCACUGUGUUGCUAGAGAUAUUGUCAAUUUAAUUGCUUGCGAAGGUGCGGAAAGAAUAGAGAGGCAUGAACCUUUCGGAAAAUGGAGGGCAAGGCUUGCCAUGGCUGGAUUUAGACCAUACCCGUUAAGUCCAGUGGUGAACAGUACCAUCAAAACACUGCUGGAUAGUUACCACAGCUGUUACAGGCUUGAGGAGAAGGAUGGUGUCCUUUAUCUUGGCUGGAAGAACAGAAAGCUGGUUGUAUCUUCUGCCUGGUGCUGACAUUUCCAAUUUUGGAAGAAGCUUUGUUUAGGUUCUUUCGUGGCUUUGUGUUCAGCACAUGAAUCCAAGGUGGAACCUAAACUUCUCAAUGCGGACUUCCUAAUAAAAAACAACUUGGUUGCUUCCUUGCUGACUGUUGUUGCCCAGCUUUCAAACAGUCCCAUGCUCACCAUCAUUUCAGACUCAAAUGGUUUAUCACUGGUAUACUCAUCAUGACUAGGUUCCAUCCUUAUCUAGGAGCAAGCAAACAGUGGCCCCCCCCACCUUCUACUGGUCUCAAUGUUGCAUGUUGGUAGAAAUCUGGUAUCAGCUUCCGAAUCUGGAUUUCUGAAACCCUGCAUGUUGCAUUUAGGUUGACUUGUACAAUGCUAUAUGAGUCUGAAGCUUAUGCUGGCCUUUCGGUAGUAGGCACAAGAAGUGCCAUUAGUCUGUAUGUACAACCUAUGCAGCUCGUGUAUUGUACUUACAUACAGUAUGGGUGAGUUACUUCGAUACUAUGCCUGGUUUGUGGUGAUCA
Molecule: messenger RNA, 3001 nt
Organism: Panicum hallii
Lineage: Eukaryota; Viridiplantae; Streptophyta; Magnoliopsida; Poales; Poaceae
Product: scarecrow-like protein 21
Exons: 4
Coding region: 874-2484 (536 amino acids)
Biological process (GO): regulation of DNA-templated transcription
Cellular component (GO): nucleus
Molecular function (GO): DNA-binding transcription factor activity; sequence-specific DNA binding
Source: RefSeq, a predicted model, not a curated record